This is a messenger RNA of Sphenostylis stenocarpa, 957 nucleotides long. The record is from the annotation of a GenBank genome assembly. Lineage: Eukaryota; Viridiplantae; Streptophyta; Magnoliopsida; Fabales; Fabaceae.
AUGUUAAUGAACGUUGUGCACGUGUCAGCAUCUUGGGGCCACAAGGCCUUUGACUUGGACGACCACGGUCAGAAACCUACACCUCUUGAUAUACGUUUUUCCCAUGGAAACCUCCUUUUGAUUUUCUAUGCUCCUUUUAGGAUCCUUUGCUGCUUCUGUCUUCCUUUUCAUGUGUGUCUCCUUCUGUUUCCCCACUUUACCUUUUUCUCUCUCCUUUUUCGCACAGAUCCUCCUUCUCUUCUUCUUCUUCUUCUUCUUCUUCAUCGUCACCAUAUAUCUUUUUCCACCCCCUUCAUUAUUUCCUGUGCGUCUUCUAUGGCGGUUUUACCAAGUAGCUCCUCCACCUUGGAAUUGACCAUAUGCAUCCCUGGCUUUGCUUCUUCACCAACUCUUCUUCCAUCAUCAUCAUCUGUGAAAGAAUUGGACAUAAACCAAGUACCUCUAGAAGAAGAUUGGAUGGCAUCAAACAUGGAAGAUGAAGAAGAAAGCAGCAAUGGAGACACUCCCCGGAAGAAACUCCGUCUCACAAAGGAACAAUCUCGUCUCCUUGAAGAAAGCUUUAGACAAAACCACACCCUAAACCCAAAGCAGAAAGAGUCUUUGGCAAUGCAACUGAAGCUGCGACCAAGGCAGGUGGAGGUGUGGUUUCAGAACCGUAGGGCCAGGAGCAAGCUGAAGCAGACAGAGAUGGAGUGUGAGUACCUGAAGAGGUGGUUCGGGUCACUGACAGAGCAAAACCGAAGGCUUCAGAGGGAAGUGGAGGAAUUGAGGGCAAUGAAGGUGGGCCCACCAACAGUAAUUUCCCCACACUCUUCAGAGCCACUCCCAGCCUCCACACUAACCAUGUGUCCCCGCUGUGAGCGCGUCACCACUACCGCCGACAAACCGCCCUCCGUCGCCGUCACUUUGUCCGCUAAAGUGCCUGCGCAAUCCCGUCAACCUUCUGCUGCUUGUUGA